UGGAUAUUGAAAAAGAACGUCACCAGCCUCACAAAUUUAGCUUUAGCCAAAAUUAGCUUGGCGUACAAACUGAGUAUUUUUCUUAACAGCUGACCAUACCGGGGUACCGGUUAUUUAUUUGGUGUUAUCUGGUUUAACAAUACGAAACAUGUAUAUCAAAGCCUUACCCCGAUGCAGGGACAUGCUGAAAGGAGAACUGACCGUGUGAAAUACUGGUUAGCGUCAGUAAAGCUAACUGACGAGCAGGGGCCGAGAGACCAAAGUAGCUACCAUUAACGGAAGCUAAUCCUGUCACAACAAGCCUGGGCACUUAAACAUACCUGGCCCCGGAGCUACGAGAAGGACUGACUGACUGAAUUAUUUCCUAUACUACGAAGUAGCAGUGGGUCUCUAGAGGCCAGAGCCAUGGGUGCGUUCCUAGACAAACCCAAGACAGAGAAGCACAAAUUGCAUGGUGAAGGUAAUGGCCUGCGCUAUGGCCUAAGCUCCAUGCAGGGCUGGCGGGUGGAGAUGGAGGAUGCUCAUACAGCCAUUUUGGGACUUCCUGCUCCUGGCAUGACUGACUGGUCAUUUUUUGCUGUGUAUGAUGGUCAUGCUGGCUCAAAGGUUGCCAAUUACUGCUCUAAACAUCUUCUGGAACACAUAAUCAAUGCCAGCUUAAGGGUCAGAGGGACACAAGGCUCCCAGGCUGGCUUAGACAGCAAAACCUCAGCUCAAGCUCCUCCUACAGUAGAAGCUAUCAAAUCCGGGAUCCGUACCGGGUUCCUGGCGAUUGAUAAUCACAUGCGCAGCCUCUCAGACCUGCGGAAUGGCAUGGACCGUAGUGGCUCCACAGCAGUGGGAAUUCUUCUGUCACCUGAGCAUUUCUUCUUCAUUAACUGUGGUGAUUCUCGAGCUGUCCUUUACCGCAAUUCACAGGUGUGCUUUUCCACACUCGACCACAAGCCUUGUAAUCCACGUGAGAGAGAGCGCAUCCAGAAUGCUGGUGGGUCAGUGAUGAUUCAGAGGGUUAACGGAUCACUGGCUGUUUCUCGAGCUUUGGGGGACUACGAUUACAAGUGUGUGGAUGGAAAGGGCGCCACUGAGCAGCUGGUCAGCCCUGAACCAGAAGUGUUUGACUUGAUUCGGGCCCCGGAACAAGAUCAGUUUGUGGUCCUGGCAUGUGAUGGUAUCUGGGAUGUCAUGUCCAAUGAGGAUCUGUGCGACUUUGUGAAAUCAAGGCUUGAGGUGUCUGAUGACCUGGAAAGAGUCUGCAGUGAAGUGUUGGAUACAUGUCUGCACAAGGGGAGUCGAGAUAACAUGAGUGUUGUGUUGGUGUGUUUGCCCAACGCUCCCAAAGUGUCAGAGGAAGCCGUGAGAAAAGACGCUGAGCUCAACAAUUAUCUGGAGUCUCAAGUGGAAGAGAUGCUGUCUCGCCCAGUACAGGAGGGAUUUCCAGACCUGGUAACUGUGAUGAGGAAUCUGUCGACUGACAACGGGAUGCCACCUCUGCCUCCAGGGGGAGGCCUUGCCAGCAAACACGGUGUUAUUGAAGCAGUAUACACUCGUCUAAUCCCAUACAGGGAGGAAGAUGGGCAGAUCAAGUAUUAAAAUGGCCCUCUGGUUUUUACAGGGUGUCUCCAUGGUUGUGAGGUGAUCAGGUUUAGACCCACCAGGUUGAGCAAUAGGAAAAAGGAGACAGUAAUGCAACAUUACGCAUGCCAACUGCCAUAAAACAACAACAGGACUCCAUGGUUGUAAAUUGAAAAUAUACUGUUCCUGCUGGAGGUCAGAUGUGGCUCUGUAUCUUUCGUCUUCAUGCCAAACUUGCUCCUUCAUUGAUUGAUUCCAUGAUUCAGUUUUAAAAUGAUAAGAUAUACAAAAUAAUCGUAGGAUAUUCACCGCAGGGAGAUCAUGCAAGAGAGUCAUCAGUUAUGUCUCGUUGUCAUGCUCAAUAGGUUUCUCUUUGUCACCAGUGCAGUUAGUUGUUAAGUCACGGAAUGGGAAAUAAAAGAGACAUUUGUUUAUUUUGUAUUUAUUAAAGUUGAAGAUGUGUGACUCAAAGAAGUGUAUGUUGGUGUUAUCCAUCAAUCAAAUUGUGUUUUAAAGAUUCCCUGAAGUGUGGUUGUCCACAUAUACAGUAUCCCAUAAAGGUUUUAGGCAGGUGUGGGAAAAAAUGCUCUAAAGUAAGAACACAUUCACAAAUAUAAAUUCUAAUUGUUUAUUUAUUUUUUUUUUUACUCCACUGUGUGUGUGUGUGUGUGUUUGUGUGUGCUCACCUGUUUGCCAGAUUUUAAACAACACUGAGGUGACCAUCACAUUGCCUCACACAAUAUACCAAAGUAUCCGACAUAGGUUAAGCCACUGCUAACUGCAGAAGUGUCUCCCCACCGUUGUACAGGCUCUCUUAAGAAUACACAAUUGUGUUCAGAGCAGCAUGAUGAGAGGAGAGAUGAGUGACGAGGUGGGAAAGAAGGUGCUGCUGCUGCUGCUGCUGCUGAUGUUGCUGCACAGAGGAAUCUGUGUGAUGCAUCAAGUUUUGUUAUUCUAAAAAAAUGCAAACAAAUCUGAUCUUAAUGAAACCGUGGUGCCGGUUUAUCCGAGGGUGCUAACAUCUAAAUUGUACGCAUAGUGGCAUUCGCUUUCUAAUCAUAAUGUUUACUUAAGGAUUCUUAAUUGUAAGAACUGAUCAGCAUAAGUCGUUUUUAGUUUGAGGACCAUAACUUUUUUUGUCUCUGAAAUAUGGCUCUCGAGCAUGCGUCAAGACUAAUAAACCUCUGCUGUUUAGCCGUUUUAUUGACCAUUGUAAAGAUAACCACAGGUUGCUUAACUUGAUGGGGCUUCAGGAAUUUAGUCUCUAAGUGUGAACUGACAUGAAGUAAAACUGGUUGAAAUAACUCCUAUUUAGAUUUUGUAUAAUAGACAUGGGAAACAUAUUUGAUUUUAUUGCAAGUCAUAUUUUUACAAGUAAACCCUAUGUCCACUGAGAUGGGCACAGCAUCCCCCGUGACCCUCAUGUGGAGGAUAAAGUGGUAGAAGAUGGAUGGAAAAAAAACCACAACCAUCUCUUUAUCUUGGCUUCAUUCUAGUAAUAGUAAUAUAAAUUUGACGUACCCAAAGCCUGUUAAAGCUGCAGUAAGCAGGAUUGCAAGAGUGACUCAUGUUUCAGGAUUGCAUCUGUUUGUCCUGACCUUUUCAUUAGAUAAGCAAAAACAGAUGCCCUUGUUUCAUACCCACACAUGACUCGAGGCAAUCUGUCCACAUUUCUGCUGAUACCGAAGCACAUUUUAGAUUCUUUCUUUAAGCGCAGGCAGUUGUUGCCAAUUUGCAAUGGUUGAUUUAUGUUGCACCAAAAACCUUAAAAGAAGACACCUUUAAAUAGAAUAAACUUUUUUUUGUUUUAAUCUGAGCCACUAAAAGAGUGAUAAAUUAAAAAAGCCUGUAAUUUUUCAUAGCUGUUUCAGCUAGUAAAGCCUUCAUCCAGGCAAAUACCAUUAAUUUUGUGUUUGUAAAGCAUUGUUUUUUGUACAAAAUGGGGAAUGAAAAAAGCAACUAAAAAAUAAACAACAUUAAAAUACACUGCCUGGCCAAAAAAAAAAAAAAAAGUUGCACCCAUGAUGCCUAGUGCCUACUGUACAAGCCUGUGGGGGCCGUUCUAUGAUCUGGGGUUGCUGCAGUUGGGCAGGUCUAGGUUCAACAACAUUAUGUGCCCAAAGAAUGAGGUCAGCUGACUACCUGAAUAUAAUGAAUGACCAGAUUAUUCCAUCAAUGAAUUCAUCGGGCUCAAAUUAUGAAAGAGUGGUUCAGGGAGCAUGAGACAUCAUUUUCACCAUAGAGUCCAGAUCUUAACCCCAUUGAGAAUCUUUGGGAUGUGCUGGAGAAGGCUUUUGCACAGUGGUCCAACUCUCCCAUCAUCAAUACAAGAUCUUGAUUAAACACUGGACAGAAAUAAAUCUUGUGGCAUUACAGAAGCUUAUCGGAACAAUGCCACAGCGAAUGAGUGUCGUAAUCAAAGCUAAAGGAGGUCCAACCAAAUAUUAGUGUCAGGCAGUGUCUUAAAAGUAAUAAAUAAUAUCAAAUCUUGCGUGGUAAACACCUUGACACGCACUCAUUUACAUUGAUAAGGCUUGUAUAGAUUUGUCUAACUGUGUGUUCACCCUCUGGUUAACGCAGCCCUCCUGUUUCAUUUGGUAAGUGAUCACAUAUAUAAUUGUUAAACCCGUGCCCCCUUUCUUCCAACCACUCAUUUACACACACACACACACACACACUUGCAUACAUUUGUACAGGCAUGUAAGUGGUGACCUGUUACGCACUUUUCCUUGUCACACCUCCAUCAAUCUCUGCUCCCUCCUCUGGUCUACUUUCUGGCAUGUGGAGCUGCAAGUCGAGUUGAAGCCUUACCUGUGUGUGUGUGUAUGGACAUGACUGUCCAGGUUUGAUGAGGAUGAAUGAAUGAUCGUUGUCUCUGCUCCUCUCUCACGUGUCGCACACAAACUUGCAUGCACUGGGCCUACACGCAUGCACUCUCUUGUCUUUGCACAGCUGCACGCAAGCACUUAACAGUCUCUCUUUCUAUGUUACUCCCCGCAAUAAGAUGGAAGGCACUGGAUUUGUGUUGAUAUCAUUGCAGAAAGAACCGACACGCUGAGGUUACAAGGAUGCUCUCGCUUACUCUCACUUACUAUUGCUAUUUUUAGUUCCGGUUGUUAUUUUCUGGUUGUGUUUCAAUCAAAGAGAAAGCUGCAGUUGAACAGCAGGUUGCGGAGUGAAAUCAUGGAAUGUUGCUGUAAAGCCAUUUGAUAAAAGUGUGUUCCCUCUUUCUCCCUGCUGUCCCUCCCCUUGUCUCAUUUUUUUCUUUUUCUUACUUCCAUUGGUUCUCUCUUUCCUGUUGUACUCUAUUUUUUUUUCCUUUUUUCUCUGUGCAUUGUCCCUCCCCCUUCUCUCGCUUUCAUCUCACAGAGUGGAGCUGAGUUUGAGUAUCACUGGUAGCUGCCCAGCACGACCGCCUGAUCCAACAACACAGGACCACUCUUCCAACCAUACAUCACCUUCUAAUUUCCUGAUUGUUUUCCCCCCCCCCUCCACACUGAGAGAUCAAUCAAAGCAGAAAUCAUGGUUUUGGGAAACCCUCGGCAAACUGGAGGACCAGACUUUUUUUUUUCUCAAUAGAACAAAAUGGUGAACUGCAUUAAUUGUUUGGAAAAAGAGCAGCAUAUAUAAUAGUAUAUACAUAUUUGGAGAGGCAAACAUGCACGCUUUCUUUCUCUUGCCCCGUUGUGUCCUUGCUUUUUUUGUAGUGGUCGUGUCGUGGAUUGAUGGAGACACAGGAGCAGCCUUGCUCUGAACGCUUAAAGGCUCUUAGGUGCCUUUCUCAGUUCUGAGAGUCGACAGUGAGCCAUGACCAAACCAGCCACUGUUGGAUGUUAGUCAGACUCUGAUUUGACUUGAGUGGUUGAUAGACUGGACUGUGGUUCCCCAUGCACACAGUUCAGGCAAGUCCUGGUCUCUGCUCAAAUAUCUACCCAGCUCACCUCAAAGAACUUGGAGGGUUAAAACUGGACGUCUGGGUUAAAGCCUCAAAGUCUGCGCCAGGGAGCUCCAUCACCUGAACACAAGAGGAACACUUUGAGAGAACUAAGACUGUGGGGGCAACCGAUUUCAGCUUCAUCCCUCCAUACUUUGUCCAAAGUAAAACAAAAUAUGGGCAGGUAUGCCAGGCUGCACAGAGGAAUUUCAUGGAUUAAAUUCACUCACACCAAGUGUGAUGUCUCUUUUUGCACGCCCAUUUACCCCUCAAUUGCUUGAAGCAGGCUUGUUCAACGACUACUUUUAGAAGUCCCAUAUGCGUUUUAUUUUGUCUGACCAGUACGAAAAAAUAAUUCGUUUUCACAAUUGGAAAAAGAAACAUUACAAAACAUCAAAGAAAAAAUGCACCUCUGCUCAAACGGCCUGGAAUAAAACCUUUAAAAAAAUAAAACAAUUUGUGCUGGAAGUCUACAAUGAAUGGGGCUGAUAUGGAAAUGUCUGAUUCUGUCCUAAUCAAACAAUGUUAAUACCCAUAAAGUACUUUUUCAUUUGA
Messenger RNA from Solea solea (common sole), 6061 nucleotides. It is a transcript of the gene ppm1ba, whose product is annotated as protein phosphatase, Mg2+/Mn2+ dependent, 1Ba. Gene Ontology annotation, biological process: positive regulation of canonical NF-kappaB signal transduction; protein dephosphorylation; negative regulation of canonical NF-kappaB signal transduction. NCBI's taxonomy places the organism in Eukaryota, Metazoa, Chordata, Actinopteri, Pleuronectiformes, Soleidae. The record is from RefSeq and is a predicted model, not a curated record. Gene Ontology annotation, cellular component: nucleus; cytosol. The transcript has 7 exons. Bases 406 to 1590 code for a protein of 394 amino acids. Gene Ontology annotation, molecular function: magnesium ion binding; manganese ion binding; protein serine/threonine phosphatase activity.